CCUGAAAACAGCAGUCUCUCAUCGGUAACUCGCUGAGCUUGCCAUUCAUAGUCUGCAACUUAGGGGGUCUCUGUGGCCGUGUAGGCCUUCCCAUACAACUCCCUUUGUCCCCCAAUAAUUCCAUGUCAGACGAGUCUACACCUGACUGGGUGACACCUUUGUUUGAAUUUAUCACAGAUAUCUACGUCGCGUCGUCGUAAGGAAUGACACUCGACUCACCAAAUGGUAGGUGAUUGACUUAGACCAUGUCUGUAGGCAUGGAUAGUCUAUGUUGCGGGAUUACUCAGUCCAGCACAGCAGCCCGGUACCUGAAAUUCGCGUCGCGUCGCACGCCACCGCAGCGAUCAGCGCACUUCAUCUCCUCUUUGUUCGCCGUCUAGAAGACUGUCGAAAGAACCAUGCUCGGUGUAACGACUACAAGCGGCAGUUACGAUCUCUUAGGCAGCCGUGUUACCUACUCGAUCUGGGCUCCUGGGGUGAUGAGGAAGUUUGGUUGAUAGAGCCGGGGAAGAGUACCAGCUUUGCUAUCUUGAGUUACUGUCGAGGUCAACCGCCGCCGGACUAUACAACAACAUCAGCGAACUUACAAUAUUCUAUGGCUGGAUUUCUUCUUAAGAAUUUUCCCAAAACAAUUCGAGAUGCCGUAUGGGUUACUCUCGGUCUCGGUUUGCGAUAAUUUUGGGUAGAUGCACUCUGCAUCCUUCAGGACCAAGAUGACGAGAUGAUUCAGAACGAAGUCGGCAUCGCGCUUGAAUUCUAUGCUCGGGCGAGCAUUCUUACAGGAGCCGCCUCUGCGCCGCACAGCAGCGCCGGGUUCUUAGCACCUCGAGAU
This is a messenger RNA of Colletotrichum godetiae, 832 nucleotides long. RefSeq lists its product as uncharacterized. NCBI's taxonomy places the organism in Eukaryota, Fungi, Ascomycota, Sordariomycetes, Glomerellales, Glomerellaceae. Bases 269 to 676 code for a protein of 135 amino acids. The record is from RefSeq and is a predicted model, not a curated record. The transcript has 2 exons.